ACUACUGCGUAGGCCUAUUUUGAGAGACAUUCUUUGGCUGUUAGACGAACCUUGGGACCACUGUACGGCAAAAAAGAUUCUAGAAAGAUAUUCGAGGUUUUCGCUUAUGGCGUUGUUGUGGCGCUUAUAGAAGAACUUUAAUCUUCACUGUUAUCAUUUUCUGGAAAGUUUCCUUCGAUUGAACAUGGCGGACAACGAUAUUAUCGAAGAAAUUUGUGUUGGCCAUGGAAAGCGUUCCCUCGUUGCCAGCUUGUUUCAGCGAAUUAUGCUCCUCUUCAGUGUGGAUGUUCAAUUCAGUUCGCCCGAGGAAAGCGCUGCUAAAAGUGGAACUCAGUGGCUAGCUUUAAAAGGAGAGAAGGACAAUGUGGAUAAGGCAAAGGAAUAUGUUAAGUCCCUUUGUAAUCCUGAGCUGGAGUUAGAAGUUCCGUUCAGCGAGCGCUUCUACGAAAUUCUGUUUAAAUCACUUGAUGAACUUGAAAAAACUACAAGUGCUGUGUUAAAGUUUACUUCACGAAACAGUUGUCAUCUUCAAGGCAGUGCAGUGUCGGUUACGAUGGCGCAGUCGGCGAUUGAAGACAAGUUGCGUACACCUCCAACUUCGCAUCCGCCAAGCGUGCCCGCCAUCGAACCUCAAUUGAGGGAAUUUGCACGAAAGCUGGGCUAUUCUAACCAAGUCAUAGACCAGGCUGUCCAAAAGCUAGGACCUGAUGUAAGUCAGAACACGCUUUUGAACGAACUUCUGAAAACAACUGCAUCGUUGCCUUAUCAAAUUUCUGCUUCUGCACAACCCAAACCUACUUCAGCAAUGGGUCCUUACCCUGUUAGGAGAGAAGUUGUGGCCAGGGGAGCGCCAAACACCUCUGCUCAUGUGUUAAGGGCUGGCUAUGAGAACCCCAGAGCUGCAGUACCUAGUGUUCAACACAGCUGGGAAAGAGAUUUGAUGGCAAAAGGGGCUUCUGCGAUGCCUAGGCCAAACCAUGAACUUUAUCCCGAAGCUAUUCCGAGAGGAACAAAAAGAGUUCUCGAACGUCCUCCUGAUAUCAUUGCUAGAGGAGCAGGGCCUUCUGUUCCCCCUUUAAUGCAGGUUCAGCCCUACAGUAACCCUGGACCAUCUCCAUAUGAGAACCACAGAGAAGCAAGCAGCAGUGCUAGUGACAGACUUGACGAACAAGAACAACUGAUGUAUCAACAAAUACUUGGUGCUAAGAAAGUUUCGGGGAAUUCGUCUUCAAACUUAAGACCAGUGGUUAUUGAUGGGAGCAAUGUUGCUAUGAGUCAUGGAAGACAAGAUAUCUUUUCCUGUAGAGGCAUUCAACUGUGUGUUGAGUGGUUUAGAGCAAGGGGACACAAAGAAAUCACAGUUUUUGUGCCAUUAUGGCGGAAGGAAGCCUCGCGUCCGGACAAACCCAUUACAGAUCAGGAUAUUCUGUACAGUCUUGAGCGUGAUGGUAUCCUAGUUUUCACUCCAUCCAGGAAAGUGAAUGGCAGAAGAAUUGUUUGUUAUGAUGACCGCUUUAUCAUCAAACUUGCAGCAGAGACAGAUGGUGUGGUUGUCUCAAAUGAUAACUUUAGAGACUUGACAAAUGAAAAUCCAAAAUGGAGAGAGACAAUCGAACAAAGAUUACUGAUGUACUCUUUUGUUGGGGACAAGUUUAUGGUUCCUGAUGACCCACUGGGCAAACAUGGACCCAAUCUUGAGGACUUUCUUCGAAAGGGCUCUGCUACUCACCCUCGAAUUUGCCCUUAUUUGAAGAAGUGUACUUAUGGUCUUAAAUGCAGAUUUUACCAUCCUGAGAGAGACCAGGAGACAUUGAAUUUAAAACUUGAGAGAUUGGUUGGCAUAUUUGGGGAAUCUGUGCCAGAAGCUGCUAUGAGAAAGGCUAUUAAUGAUAACCCAAGUGCCAAUGUGACAGUCUUAGCUAAUAUUUUGUGUGAUAUGGGGAAUGGACUCUCCAAACACUGAAUUUUAACCACUAUAGUAGUUGAGUACAGCUGUAGAGUACAUGAACAUUACAAGUAAAUAGAUAUAAAUAUACACUAGCUCCUAAUUUUCUUUUUCUAAUCAUAAACUACAUUUACAAGUAAAACUGAAUUUCCUCUGCAUCCACAGUUGAGAAUAUGUCUUUUUGUGAAAGGCAUGCUAAAGUUUUGAUUUGGUUGAGGUAGGAGUACUACCAAUUAUGGUUAAGGAACAGUUUUUGUUGUUUCACUAGAUGUGUAAAAUGAUUUUCCUUAGCAGUGACAAGGUUUUAGUGGCAACGAGAUAAGGCAAAGUUACUGCUUUUUCUGUAUUAUCAAUAUUAUUGAAAAUGACCAUGUCUGAUCAACUUUCCCAUUGUGGAAUGAAUAAGACAGAGUGUUGUACACCCCCUAAUGUAUAUAUACCUGUGCAAGCAUUGUUUGCCAUGUUGUUUUUCUACCAGAAAGUGCCUUAUGACUCAGCUGAGAGUUACUGCAGAAGAAGAUUUCUGCACUUAUUGAGUAACAACAUGGUCUUCAAUGAUGUAAUGUAGGUGUAAAUUGAGGUUACUCUCUAUGAGAGCAAAAAGUGUGAUCGCCGUGCGGUUGAAAAAAAAAAUACAUUGGAAAUAGUGAAAUUAUUGUCAAAUUCUGCAGUUGUUAAAAGUAUAUUUGAAAAUAGGAAUUUUGCUUACAUGUGUUAUGGGAUAAGAAUUUGACUUAAGAGUUUCCUUGUGUAAAACAGGCUUAGAAAAGAUAAUGUCUGCUUGAAAUCAAGCAGUCCAAGACUGCAGCAUUCUUGAAAAAAGAAUAACUGUCAAUGUAGGUAUUUUUACCUUUCAUCCUACAUAUCAUUUGAUAAGGUUAAAUAAAGAAGAAGAAAAGGCAUAACACUUAGUUCAUGUUUUGGCAUAUUUCUAUUUGCUGUUGUUGCCAUUUCUAAUUUAGCAAUGCAUUUACUACCAGCUGCUAAGCUUCAAAUCUGCCAUGAUAUGACCAGCCUUUAACGUUUUUGAAGCAAAUUAUAUUGUAAUUAUAUCAUGUCAAGAAAAAAUAAAAGAAAAAUAAAAAAGUGAAAGUA
Molecule: messenger RNA, 3040 nt
Organism: Pocillopora verrucosa
Lineage: Eukaryota; Metazoa; Cnidaria; Anthozoa; Scleractinia; Pocilloporidae
Product: endoribonuclease ZC3H12A-like
Cellular component (GO): cytoplasmic ribonucleoprotein granule; nucleus
Molecular function (GO): mRNA binding; RNA endonuclease activity; metal ion binding
Source: RefSeq, a predicted model, not a curated record